AACCAUGAACGUUAGGCGUACGGUGCUUUCGUCCUUGACCAAACACGUUGAUCGUAUACGCAAUGUUUGUAUCCUUGCACAUGUUGAUCAUGGUAAAACUACAAUGGCUGACGCCUUGUUGGCUACCAACGGUAUUGUUUCUUCGCGCCAAUCAGGGAAAUUGCGGUAUAUGGAUAACACUGAGGGGGAGCAAGAGCGUGGCAUAACGAUGAAAUCUAGUGUAAUUGGUCUCAUUUUCAACCGGAAAGUCUCCUCUGUAGAUAAAAACGAUGAAGAUUAUUAUCUUGUGAAUUUAGUGGACUCCCCUGGUCAUGUUGACUUUUCUUCCGAAGUUUCGACAGCAGUUCGACUAUGUGAUGCUGCAAUUAUCGUUGUUGAUGUUGUCGAAGGAGUAUGUCCUCAGACACGUACGGUGCUCCGUCAAGCUUGGGAUGAAAGACUAACUCUGUUAUUGGCUUUAAAUAAGAUCGAUCGAUUGGUUGUAGAAAUAAAACUAACUCCGUCGCAGGCUUAUGAAACCAUGUGUCGAGUGAUAGAACAAGUCAACUCCGUCCUUGCGGAAAUGUUUUCUGCAGAUAUGACGCGUCAAAGAGAUGGUAUGUGGCAGACGAAUAUCGACGAACUUGUAAGUACUUAUCCGUUUUGUACAUGUAUUCAUUAUCGGUUGCCAGAUGAAAAUUGAUUAACACAAGCAUGCCGUAAGUGUUCCUGUCCAUGUUCAUUAAAUAAUCCAUUAGUUGUGUCUAUUUCGCAUUGGGUACUGUUGACUCCUUGGGAUAUUGCAUACGUGGGAUGAAACUAGGACUGUCGCUUUGUUGGUCACAUUGUAUUAUAAUAGCCAUUUUCGGUUGUUAUUCCGAAAUGCGUAAGCAUCUUGGGGAAUUCAGUAAAAUGUAAUGAAUAAAGUGAUAAAAUGAUACUUCACAAUAACUAUUUUUUCAGCAUUAACUUGAAACAUUAGAUAGUUUUGUUAAUUUAUAAUCUAUUAGUUUAUUACAGCCCAUAGAGGGACUUACGAAAACCAUCUAGUUUAUUGCCUUACUGCACUAAAUGUGGCUCAACAUUGGUGUCAAUGAAAUUCUGGUUACUUAUCUACAUAAAGUGUAAGAUGUAUUUCAAGGUGAAAUACUCUCACAAUGAACUGGUCUCUUCAUCAUUAUUAUCAUUGCUUAUAUCCCACGUGAUCUGUUUUUUUUCUAUUUUGUGACAUUUUCAAGCGUCUUCAUUAUUCGAAGAUUGUAAACUAAGUAUGUAGGUUACAUCUGACACUGAUUGAUCUCAUUUAGGGUACCGUUGAAAACCGAAAAUCACUAGUCAUACUAAACUAAGCUACAGCGAAAUCAGAAAUCGGUCUAAGUUAGACUACGAUUGAAAAGAGAUGGAUGCACUGAACGGCCAUCUCCUCCUAGUAUGGAACUCUUCAUCUGUGUGCGUCCAAAACUUCCCAGGCGGGAAUCAAUCCAAGAACAUUCAGUCUUAUGCGCAGACGCUCAACCUCUAGAUCAUUGAACCGGCAUCCAACGGUGUUAAUAUCUCACAUCAAUCACUCCGAGACAUUUGGCGACUAUAUUCCAUUUUCUUCGGUGGGUAACUGCCUCACACAACACGGAUUAGCUCCGCUGGUCACGGCAUCCAUCCAUUCAUCCACUUUCAAAUGUAAUUCAUAUUGAUAAUUCCUUAACCGGAGAUAGUUACAUCACCUGUUGAUAAUUGGUCUGAGUGAUAGUUCUUUCAGGUUCUAAUAAUAACUUGUAGUUUCUACUAUCAGCUAAAUGCUGUUCAUAACAAAAUACAUCAAAUAACAUCAUUAGUUAAUUGAGAAUGUGAGUUAUAUGUGUUUGGUUUAGGAACUUUAAGUUUCAUUAUCUAGGGAACUUUAAGUGUAUAUUGCAUUGGAUCUGCAGAAUGCUACACGCCAGUUGUUUGCUACUCUUUGACUUGCAGUCUUUUCUUCUAUUGAUUUUUAAUUAUAGUUUCCAUCAAACACCACUAUAUUCCGUGAAUUUUAUGAACUUAUAUAAAUUCUACUAUACAUUUUCCAGAACCUUUCAAGUGAUGUACAACAUGAUAAUUACGUGUAUGAUUGGAGCAAUAAUCUUGGGAAAGCUGACGAUUCUAACUUGUACUUUUCACCUGAAAAAGGGAAUGUUGUAUUCUGCUCUUCUGUCGAUUCGUGGGGAUUUCGUGUAGACCAAUUUUGCCAGACCUGGUCUGAACGCCUAUCUAUUCCUUGCUCAAUUUUACAAAAAUCCCUAUGGGGUGAUUUUUAUCUAACUUCCUCUCCUACAGAAUCAAAUAAAAUGAUUGUCAAACCUAAUGCUAGGCAAAAACAGAAGAAGUCAAUUUUCGUUCAGUUGGUCUUAGAGCCUUUAUGGAAUGCAUAUCAAACAUUAUUCUUUGAAGAUAAACGUGAUAAAGUGUUUGCAAUGGCUCAAAAGGUUGGUGUGAAUUUAGACCAACGUGUUAUUCGUAAUGUUGAUAGUCGUGGAGUGUUACGUGCUUUCCUGAGUGUUUGGUUGUCGUUAGGUCAUACACUUAUGCAUGCCAUAACGGAUAUCUGUCCCAGUCCAUCUUCAGCAGUGUCUGCUGACCGAGCUGUACAUAUGUUGUAUGGAGAUACAGUUUUAUGUGAUUCAACACUUACCAAAAAAGAUUCUGUCAUAACAAUCGAUCAAACUUCACGUGUACCAAUUAAUUCAAUAUAUUCAACAUCUGGAGCUAGCUUAGCUCUUCAAUCUUGUGAUUCAUCAUCACUGGCUCCAACCAUUAUUUUUGUAGCUAAAGUAUUUUGGACUGAUAAAUUACGUCUCACUUCAAAUGUUACUAGUAAUCCUGCUUCUAAAAAUACCAAACAAGAGAGUACAGAUUCUGACCAGAUUUCACCAUCAUGUGAUACAGCGAAUACCGAUGUAAAUAAUCAUCCAAGUGGAAUACAAUCUUCUAUCCCCAAACAAAUUAAUCUACGAUCUCCUUUGUUACUGUGUAACCCAUUCACAGAUACUGAUUUUAUUGCUUUAGCUCGAGUAUUUAGUGGUUCUGUUUAUCCUGGUCAAAAAUUGUUUGUUCUUGGACCAAAAUUUAAUGGUAGAAAAGUUCCUUCAUAUCUCUUGGAUACAGAUCCUGAAAGUCUCCCAAUUGGUCCUGUUCGUUUGCGAAACGAUGAUGAAGAUGCUGAAAUUUCAUUAACUGGAAACGAAACCGGUUCAAUUGAUAAUUUUUGCACAUUUAGUCCAAUAAAUUCUGGUUCCUUACCUGUUAGUCGUUCAGGAUCUGUUGGAGGUUCAGGCGAGUAUCGAUUGACUGGUCCUAAAUAUUUACGUCAUGUUUACGUAGCUUGCGUUGUUCAUGUCCUUCAGCUAUUAGGAGGUCAGUCGGAUUUCGUUAAACUUCUCGAACCUGUACCAUCUGGAAACAUAGUAGGUCUUACUGGACCAGAUUUAAUAGCUUGUCUACCGAAAUCGGGUCUCUUGGUCAGUCGACUAUCUCUAGUUUCUUCAUUUAAUAAAACAGAUAGCAGUGAAACUGAACUGGCUCCUGUUCUCCCGUUAGCUGGAUUAGCAGUUUGGCAUGGGGCACCAGUAAUUUCAGUUGCUGUUGAACCUGCAUCUGCUACAAAUCCUGAAGAUGUUUAUAGAUUGGAACGUGGUCUUCGACUUUUAGAUCGUGCCGAUCCCUGUGCUGAGGUAACAAUUACAGCCAAUGGUGAAUAUAUUAUACGUGCUGCUGGUGAAAUUCAUUUACAAAAAUGUAUAGAAGAUUUAAUAAAAUAUUUUGCACCUGAAGUUGAAUUACAAAUAUCUCCAUUUGUUGUACCAUUUCGUGAAACAAUUAUUGAUGCAUGUAAUACAUCUAAUUCUUUAUCAUUAAUUAGCCUGUCUAAUUUAUCAUAUGAGAAAGCUUAUAUUCAAUUUGAAAGUUUAUUACAAAAGUUUAAUUUAACAUUGAAUUAUGAUCAAUUAAAAAAUCUUCAUUUACAAUUACCAUCAUCAUCAUUAGGUACUACAGGAGAUGAUGAAUUAAAGCCAACUACUACUACUAAUACUAUUACUGGGGAUAAUUUAAAAUCGAUAAGUUGUGGUACACAAAAAUUACAUAAUUUUCAUCAUAAUUUAGAUAUUAAUAAUUUUCCUAUUAGUAUAUUUCAAUUACCUCAUAGUAAACCUAGAACAAGAAUAUUAAUACGAGUUACUGCUCAUCCAAUGCCAUGUGAAUUAUUAAAUUGGAUUGAACAUUAUGGAUCUUCAAAAGUUUCUCAAUUAAUUCGAGCUUUUAAAAGUAAAGCAUUAAAUUACACUAAACUUUUAUCUGAAUUCGAGCAACAGCUAUCAAAUAUCUGUUCUCAAUUAACAUCAAAAUGUACUACCGCAUGUUCUAUCAAUUGGAAUCAAAUAACAACAUCGUUGUUAGCUUUUGGACCAAAUCAAACUGGACCAAAUAUAUUAAUUAGUCAUUUAAAUACCGAUUAUUUUCCAUUAUGUACUGUUUGGGGUAAAAAACUUAAUUCAUCAUUGAAUAAUUCUACUAUACAUUUAAAAAGUGUAAAUAAAAAAUCGAAUAUCAAUUUACCAAUUAUUAGUUAUGGUAAAGCAUUGCUACGAGGUUUUCAACAGGCCACUUUAAAAGGACCACUUUGUGCUGAACCAAUGUACGGUAUUGUAUUUGUAUUAGAAGAAAUUGUUGCAGAAAGUUUGGAUACAUUAAAAUUACCAAAUUAUAGUAGUGACAAUACUACUACUACUACUACUACUGUUAAUAGUAAUAAUGCUAUUUCUCAAGAAAAUAAAUCGCACGAAUCAAAUAUUAACUAUGAAUUAACAGCAUCGUUACCAUUGGAAAAUUCAAUACCACCAUCUACUACUGCCACUACCUAUUCAACUGAUUAUAAACCGGAUAAUCAAUUAUUAAGCAAUAAAUCUAAACGUAAAUCAAAACGAUUAACAUCCAUCUCAUGGUUAGAUGAUGAUGGUGAUGAAAUUGAGCGUUUUUAUCACAGCAGUUCAGAAGAGCUUGACCAAGAUAGUGAUAAUGAUGAUGAGAAUUGGUGUUCUGAUUCUUCAAAAAAUGAAGAUAGUCAGUCUGAUCAAUUGUCUGAUGUCGAGAAUUCCAACGUGUCUGUUUUACAGAAUCCCGAAACGGAAACUUGUUUUGACACAACCAAAGAAAUCCCUUAUUGGCAACGACGAUCCGACAUGUCAUGGUUACAUGAUAUUCCACCAGGUCUCUUAACACCAGCUAUGACACGAGCCUGCAUAGCUGCAUUUCAAUCCUGUCCAUUUCAACGCUUAAUGAUCGCUGUAUAUGACUUGGAAUUACAAGCUCGAAGUGAUGUUUUGGGACGCAUGUUUGGAGUUCUUCGCAGGCGAUAUGGCAGAGUUGUUGGUGAAGAUUUUAGAGAAGGCGAAAAUACUUUUGUUAUUAGUGCCAGAUUACCUGUUAUUGAGAGUUUUGGACUUGCAGAUGAAAUAAGAAAACGUACCAGUGGUGUUGUCAGCCUUCCACAAUUACGUCCCGGUGGUUGGGAAUUGCUAGAUAUCGAUCCAUUACAAAAAGAUGUGUUUUCUAUAGAUAGUAAAGAAUCUUUUAGUGAACCGUUUCGCACGAAAGGAGGUUCCAGUAAACUUUUUCGGUCGAAACUACCUAUUUCAAAUCUUCAUGGUGGUGGUGGUGGUGGUGAUGAUGGAACUGAUGAAAAUAUGGAUGAACCCACAGGUCGAAUAUCUAGAGUACAACGAUAUAUUCGAGAAGUUAGAUUACGCAAAGGAUUACCAUUAAAUGAACAAUUAGUGCUUAAUGCCGAUAAACAAAGAACGUUAAAAAAGAAUAAAUAGAUAUGCUAUUUUAUAAAUAAAAACAACUUGUAAAUUAUAUUUUAGAGUUAUAUAUAAUUUUCUAUUUGAAUAAAUCAUAAUCUGUUUUGAUCCGAAUUCACAUUAAUUUUCUAUGUAUCUUAGUAUUUCUAAUGACUACUACUAGCCUGAUGAUUGAUUUUCUUGACUUUCUGUAAGGAGCUCCCAUUUUCUUUUUAGGGGUUUCUUUUCGAAUAAUAUUAUCGCCAAUCACUGUUGAGAUUGUGACUUAAUGGAUAUUAUAUUGUAUUUGUUAUAUAUUGGACUAUAAGAUUUAAAUCUUAUUUACUACAUAUU
Molecule: messenger RNA, 6143 nt
Organism: Schistosoma guineensis
Lineage: Eukaryota; Metazoa; Platyhelminthes; Trematoda; Strigeidida; Schistosomatidae
Source: the annotation of a GenBank genome assembly